AUAGAAGAAAAUAAACCCCAAACCCUUUUGCCUUUUGUAUCUUUCAACGCCACACCCCUCCACAACGCCACCCCUCCACCAAACCCAACCGUCAACAAAUUCAAUUAAAAUAUAUAAAAUAUAAAUCCUAUUUAUUUGAUUGUUCUGCUUUCUGAGACCUACUUCUACGGUCAACAAUCUAUGAAAGCAAAAAAUAAAUAAAAAAUAAAAAAUAGUUCCUUUGCUUUUUCAUGUUUUUAUUUUUUAUUCAAAAAGCUUUGAUCUUUCCUAUAUAUUGAAGAUCUACCGUUCUGGGUUCAACUUAUUCGAGCUUUUCAGAAAACCAAUUGAAUUUUCACCCCAAAAGUCCCACCAUGAUCUGCUCUGUGAAGCAAUACACCGGCGUGACAAAUGGGUCCGACAUCUUUUUACGGCGGAGCACACGACCGCCGCCGGUGCAACGAUCGCUGUUUCUGCCCUCUCUUCCGGCGCACCAGCCUCAGAGAUCAGGAAUCUCGGUGCAAAAGGCCUUGCACGUAUCUGCGAUCGCCACCCUCGGAGCUUUGCCGAAGCCGACUCGAAUGAGUGUGGUUAAAUGUCAGGCGUUCGAGGCUGACCGAUCGCAGCCGAUCGAGUCCAGCGUCGAGCUUCCCAAAGUCGAUGCUAAACUGGAGGCGGCGAAGAAGCUGAAGAUCGGCGUGUAUUUUGCUAUGUGGUGGGCGCUGAACGUGGUGUUCAAUAUAUACAACAAGAAGGUGUUGAAUGCUUACCCUUUCCCAUGGCUGACCUCCACCCUGUCUCUGGCAUGUGGGUCUUUGAUCAUGCUGGUAUCUUGGGCCACCAGGAUUGCUGAGGCCCCCAAAGUUGAUAUGGAGUUCUGGAAAGCUCUGUUUCCUGUUGCUGUGGCGCAUACGAUUGGGCAUGUAGCAGCUACUGUUAGUAUGUCUAAGGUUGCAGUUUCUUUCACCCAUAUCAUCAAGAGUGGAGAGCCAGCUUUCAGUGUAUUGGUUUCGAGGUUCUUGCUGGGCGAGUCCUUCCCUACAUCGGUCUACCUGUCCCUCCUUCCAAUCAUCGGUGGUUGCGGUCUUGCUGCCUUGACAGAGCUUAACUUUAACAUGAUAGGAUUCAUGGGGGCCAUGAUAUCAAACUUGGCAUUUGUAUUUCGGAACAUAUUUUCAAAGAAGGGAAUGAAGGGGAAGUCUGUUAGCGGAAUGAACUAUUAUGCUCUUCUAUCCAUUAUGUCUCUAGUAAUUCUCACACCAUUUGCGAUUGCGGUGGAGGGACCACAGAUGUGGAAAGCUGGAUUUGAUUCAGCAUUUGCUCAAAUUGGACCCAACUUGAUAUGGUGGAUGGCGGCCCAGAGUGUCUUCUAUCAUCUCUACAACCAAGUGUCAUACAUGUCCUUGGACGAGAUUUCUCCCUUGACAUUUAGCAUAGGAAACACCAUGAAACGUAUAUCCGUCAUAGUAUCCUCCAUCAUCAUAUUCCGCACACCUGUCCAGCCCGUCAAUGCCCUUGGAGCUGCUAUUGCAAUUUUCGGAACCUUCUUGUAUUCCCAGGUAAAGCAGUGAGAAGCUCGGGCUUGCGGAAAUUUACGUUCAUGCAACAUAAACGACAGGAAAGGGGGAGGAGGUGGAGCGGUUGGCGAUCCAUGGUUACUGAAUUUUUGGUUGUACGAACCAAGAAUGUGUAAUUGUAGAUACCAAUAAUGGUUGAAACAACAUUUCCACCUGUUAAGAAAGGGAACUAGGCAGUUGUGUUUUUUGUUUUUUUCCAUAUUUUUGUUUGAUGAGGUUGGAGAGAGAAAUAUUUCAAUAAAAAGCAGGGAUAAUAAUAAUGAUACAUGAGACUGUAUCUAUCUUUAUAUCUAUCUAUCUAUCUGCCUUGAGAAA
Messenger RNA from Malus domestica (apple), 1871 nucleotides. Lineage: Eukaryota; Viridiplantae; Streptophyta; Magnoliopsida; Rosales; Rosaceae. The record is from RefSeq and is a predicted model, not a curated record.